UUACAUUUUCUCUGUGUAUGUCUAUAUGGGUGUGUAUGUGCCGCAGUUUGAAUGCAGAGGUCAGAGGACAACUUGUAGGAGCUGAUUCUCUUCCACUAUGGGAGUCCCUGGGAUGAACUCAGGUCCUCAUGUUUGGCGACAAGUGCCUUUAGGUAAAGGCCAUUUCACGGAGCCAUUUAUUUCACUGGUAACUGACUAUUUAUUAAUCCCUUUUCUACUGGACUGUCAGUCCAACAAGCAAGGGACAGAAGGGUAACUACUAGCCCGCCUUCUUUUCUCCUUUUCUUCCUCCUUUUCCUCUUUUGUUUCUUAGCUAUGGUCUCAUGUAGCCCAGGCUGGGUUAGAACUUGCUAUGUAUCAGGAUUGGCUUUGAACUCUGAUCCGCUUGCUUUCACUAUCUAAGUGUUAGGGGUCAGCUAAAUUGAGCAGGCAUUCAAGAUUUGAGGAUCAAACUGGGCAUAGUGGCACACAUCCUUAAUCCCAGCACUUGGGAGGCAGAGGCAGGUGGACUGCUGAGUUCAUGCCUGGUUUACAGAGCGAGUUCCAGGAUACUCAGGGCUAAACAGAGAAACCCUGUUUUGAAAAAACAAAAAGCAAAAAACUACCACAACACACACCAGAUGUUCUUCCCUCCUUCCUUACCCAGGGAACUGGUAUACCCAUGUCAUAACCCCCCCCCCACACACACACACAGAAAUCAUCAGGAGUCCAAGUUCAUAUGCAAAAGCAAAGAGCCUUUAUUGCAAGCUCGAGCUUGGGCUUCCCAUCCGUUCUGACACAGUGGUUGGAUUAGGAGAGCCCUGAGCAUGGUUUUUAAGGAGUAAAGGAUGGAGGUAUAAGGGAAUUCCAUAUUCAGAUGGGGGUUGAACUCCUGAUUGGGCAGGAGUGAGGUAACAGAAGUUUUGUCAAACAGGGAUUGGUACUGGCAUUGCUACAAGGAAAUUGGCAACCAUAUACAAGUGAUGUAAGCUAUUUUUAAUGUUCUGGAGCAUCUAGUACUUGUUUGUCUCAAUUCUGAUUGGUCUCCUGCAGGGUACAGUUUUUGGCUUUUCCUGGUUAUGGUAAUGGUGAGGCCUAGUCCCAGUCCCAGUACUGUUAGUCUGCAGCCUGCCAUGGCUGCACUGAUGUUAAGUUAGGCCUCUUCAGGAACAUUUGACAACACUGCUGGUUGUCCCAACUGGCAGAUGUGGUGCUACUGGCAUCUAGUAGGAAGAGAGGCUGAGGACACCUCUAGACACACUGCAGUGGCCAGGGGAAGUACCCAAACAAGUCUCCAGCUUGGGGCUGGAGAGAGGGCUCAAUGGUUAAGAGCAAGGGCUGUUCUUUCAGAGGUCCUGAGUUCAAUUCCCAGCACCCACAUGGUGGCUCACAACCAUCUGUAAUGAGAUCUGGCACCCUCUUCUGGCCUGCAGGCAUACAUGUAGACAGAAUACUGUAUACAUAAUAAAUAAAUCUUUUUUUUUUUUUAAGCUUGCUAGGUGUGGUGGCACACACCUUUAAUCUCAUCACUCAGGAGGCAGAGGCAGGAGGAACUCUGUGAGUUUGAGGCCAGGCUGGUCCAUAUUAGCAAGUUCUAGGCUAGGCAGGGCUACAUGGUGGGACCCUAUCUCAAAAACAACAAGGACGCCAAGCUUGAGCAACAAGACAAACAUACACAUGACGUAUGCAUAAAUGUGACAUCCAACACAGACAGGACAUAUAUGCAUAGACAUGACAUCCAACACAGGCAUGGUGUAAUCUAUAGACAUGUCAUCCACACAUACAACAUCCUGAGCCUUGGUCCUCAUCAUAGGAAGGUGGCAGGGGAUCAGAGGAGCAGGGUGCAGGCUUUAAGACCUACCCAUUUUGUUCAUCUGUACCCUGAUCUGCUCAGUCCCCUGCACAGGUAGAAGGCCCCAGAGUCAGGCUGUCCAAGGCCUGUGAGACCACCAGCAAUUCCCCUGACAAAAGCCAGGGUUGCUCACCAAAUCAGCCUCAUAAGUUAGGUAUGAUGUGCACACCUGUAAUACGACACUUGGGAGUAGGAGGCAGGAAAUGGGAGCUCGACACAAACCUGAGCUACAUGGUAGGAUCUUGUCUCCACAAACCAAGGAUGAUCCGGGGAAAUGACUCACUUCCAGGGUAACAGCAUCUGUUGCAGAAGCAUGAGGACCUGAGUUCGGAUCCCCAGCAUCCACGUAAAAAGCUGGGCAUGGCCACCCACACCUCUCAGCACUAGGGGAACAGAGACUCAGAGACAGGAGUGUCACUAGGGCUUGAUGGCUGCCAGCUUAUCUGAAAAACAUUGAGUUCCAGGUGUAGGGGGACUGUGUCUCGAAGGAGUAAGAGGGAAAGAUGACAGAGGAGGAGGAUGCCCAAUGUCUCCUCCGGUCUUGGCAGGCAUGGAUGUGUGUCCCUGCACACACAUGUAUAUAUAUACACAUACCCCCCAAGACAAAUAAACACAAUCAAGGGCUAGGAACAGCUGAGCUGCAGAGUGCUUGCCUAGCAUGUGUAAGACCCUAGUUGAGAGAGCAUGUGCAUACACACACACACACACACACACACACACACACACACACACACACAGACACACUCACACACAGACACAGAGAGACAUAGAGAAAGAGACAGAGAGAGAAGGAGGAAGAGGAAAUGAGAGGUUUGUAGAUAGCAUAUCACAGUGUUCAACACAACAAAUCACCAAAAGUGAAUUAUCACUGUGGCUUGGAGAUGAAAUGGCUUGCCCAAGGUGACAGAGUUGGGAAAUGGUGAAGUUGGGAAACGGUGGACCCAGGACUGCAAUCCAGGACUGAAGAGCAUCAAUUAGAUGCACAUAAGAGAAGCCGGGAAGCACACCGAGUCUCCCUUCUCCAUCUCACAGGUUCGUCCAUUGGGGAAGUGUAUAAAGGUCUGGGCACAUAGGGGGCUCCGUCAAAACACUCGCUGAAGGCAAAUAAAGGCCUGCUUCACCACGAUGGCAGGCUGGCUGGCUGGAAGGCGGGAGGCUGUUGGCUAUUGGUGAGACUGCGCAGUUUUCAUGGAUGGAAGAGAGGAAGAGUCCGUGAAGAAUUCAUAGUCAGGGAAAGGAAGAUGUGUGCUCCAGGUCACCCAGAGACUCAGAGCCAAGACCCCAGUCUCCUGGUUCCAAUCCCAAACCCAGCCUCCAGAUAGUUAAAGGGAAUCUGUACCAUCAAUUGAGGUCUCAUGGACACUGUGCUAAAAUCACUUUUUGUGUUUCAUACGUCUCAUUUUAUCCUCACAUAGGGACAAAGGAUUGAGGGACAAAGGGUCCGUUUUUUGAUUCUUUAGACAGCAGAGGAAGGAUGCUUGCCUGAGGCUCAUGGGAAGGGUGAAACUUCUGCUUGUUCCCACAUGCCCCUGAGGUUCAUCUUUCCUUCCCCAAGGAGUCAGCCUACUGAAGCGAGGGGGCUGCCUGGUGGAAUUCCCCAAAUCCUGCCUUCAAGAGCCUGCUCCCAGCUGGCAGGAGAGGAAGCUGAGUCAAGGGCACUACCAGGGAGGGGGAUGUGCAAAUAGAACCUACAGUGUGUGGAGGGGCUCCAGGCUGAGCUCGGGCCAGGGAGGGGGUGUCUCAGAAGCCCAAAAAAGGGGGAUCUCAGGCAGUUUUCCAGUCCUCUACUGGACUGACCACUUAGGGCCUUCAGACCUAGGGCUGGGUGAGCCCCCCAUCCUGGACACCCUCCUUCCCUUUCCCACAAGUUCUGCAGUUUGCAAAACUCAACCGCUCCCCUGAGAGCUGUGGUUUCCUGUGGGUCUGGGGUCCUGCCUGACUCGGCAAUGUGGACUGUGGGUAGGGCAGAAAGGAGGGGGUGGUGUAAGCCCUUUCUUUGGGCUGCCCACACACACACACACACACACACACACACACACACACACACACACACACACACACACACACACACUGAGUCAGCACCUGCCUGGAGGGGAGGGGCGGGACUACUGAUUCAGUUUUACUGCCUCUUUAAAAUCUCGGAAGAAAGGGCAGCAUCAGCCAGACACUGCCAUCCUCACCAUGAGUCCCUGGCAGCCCCUGAUCCUGGCACUCCUGGCUCUAGGCUGCAGCUCUGCUGCCCCUUACCAGCGCCAGCCUACUUUUGUGGUCUUCCCCAGAGACCUGAGGACCAACAACCUCACCGACACACAGCUGGCACAGGUAGACAAAUGCCUCAGUGGAAAGUUGGGAAGGGCUGGCCUGGAAAAUGUCCUGUGUUCCUGAGGAAGCAUGGGGUUCGAAUAUGCUCUCUGGAUUUGCGUGGAAAUGGGCAUGUCUGGAGAAACAGAGAUGCCAGGGUUAUGGAACUAGGGGUAGUGUGGAGGCUCUGGGCAGUGGUGAAAAUAACCAACAGAUUGGAGUUUGCUAGGGCAGUGGGAUGGGGGUGGCUUUGGAGGGUUGUGGAUUAGGCACAGGAUGGACGUGAACCCUAGGGGAGCUGUGGGGUAGGCACGGUUCAGAUCAUCUUAGAAGGAACUGUGUUAUCCACAGGACAGGGAAAUUCUAGCUGUGUGAGAAGCCCUGGUGUCCUGGUUUUAGAGUCCCUAAGCAUAUGGUCCAGAGGGCGAGGAAAGGGUGCCAGAACUCCGCUAUGUCUCUGCCCCUCCAUCCACAGGAAUACCUGUACCGCUAUGGCUACAGCCGGGCAGCCGAGAUGCAGGGAGACAAGCUGAGCCUGCGGCCUGCUUUGUUGCUGCUUCAGAAGCAGCUGUCCCUGCCCCAGACUGGUGAACUGGACAGCAAGACACUAGAGGCCAUUCGUGCACCACGCUGUGGUGUCCCAGACUUGGGCAAAUUCCAAACUUUCGAGGGUGACCUCAAGUGGCACCACCAUAACAUCACAUACUGGAUUCAAAACUACUCGGAAGACUUGCCGCGAGACGUGAUCGAUGACGCCUUCGCGCGCGCCUUCGCCGUGUGGAGCGCGGUGACACCGCUCACGUUCACCCGCGUGUACGGCCUCGAGGCAGACAUUGUCAUUCAGUUUGGUGUCGCGGAGCACGGAGACGGGUAUCCCUUUGACGGCAAGGACGGUCUUCUGGCACACGCCUUUCCCCCUGGCCCGGGCAUUCAGGGAGAUGCCCACUUCGACGACGAAGAGUUGUGGUCGCUGGGCAAGGGCGUCGGUGAGAUCUUGAGCCUUCCUGUAUCCCGCCCCACCCCCCACUCUCUUUUCUUAGAGUGGGCCAGCCGUCCUGACUCUAGUCUCCUUACCGCAGUGGUUCCCACCUACUUUGGAAACGCAGAUGGUGCCCCGUGUCACUUUCCCUUCACCUUCGAGGGACGCUCCUACUUGACCUGCACCACAGAUGGCCGCACCGAUGGCGCGCCUUGGUGUAGCACAACAGCCGACUAUGACACCGACCGCAAGUUCGGUUUCUGCCCCAGUGAGAGACUCUACACGGAACACGGCAAUGGGGACGGCAAACCCUGCGUGUUUCCAUUCAUCUUUGAGGGCCGCUCCUACUCUGCCUGCACCACUGAAGGUCGCUCGGAUGGUUACCGCUGGUGCGCCACCACAGCCAGCUACGACCAGGAUAAGCUGUAUGGCUUCUGCCCUACCCGAGCCGACGCGACUGUGGUUGGGGGCAACUCGGCAGGCGAGCUGUGCGUCUUCCCCUUCGUCUUCCUGGGCAAGGAGUACUCCACCUGUACCAGCGAGGGCCGCAGCGACGGGCGCCUCUGGUGCGCUACCACCUCGAGCUUCGACACUGACAAGAAGUGGGGUUUCUGCCCAGACCAAGGGUACAGCCUGUUCCUGGUGGCAGCGCAUGAGUUCGGCCAUGCGCUGGGCUUAGAUCAUUCUACAGUGCCAGAAGCGCUCAUGUACCCCAUGUACCGCUUCCUUGAGGGCUCCCCUCUGCAUGAAGACGACGUGAAAGGCAUCCAGCAUCUGUAUGGUCCUGGCCCUAAGCCUGACCCAAGGCCGCCAGCCACCACCACAGCUGAACCACAGCCGACAGCUCCCCCCACUCUGUGCCCCACAGUACCUCCUACUGCCUACCCUACACAGAGUCCCACGGUCGGCCCUACCGGCCCCCCUGCAGCUGGCCCUACAGGCCCCCCUACAGCUGGCCCUACAGACCCCCCUACUACUGGCCCUUCUGAGGCCGCGACAGUGUCUUUGAGCCCGGUAGACAAUCCUUGCACUGUGGAUAUUUUCGACGCUAUUGCUGAGAUCCAGGGCUCUUUGUAUUUCUUCAAGGACGGUCGGUACUGGAAGUUCCUGAAUCGCAGAGGAAGUCCACUGCAGGGCCCCUUUCUUAUUGCCCGCACGUGGCCAGCUCUGCCUGCGAAGCUGGACUCAGCCUUUGAGGAUCCGCUGUCCAAGAAGAUUUUCUUCUUUUCUGGGCGCCAAGUGUGGGUGUACACAGGCGAGUCGGUGCUGGGCCCCAGGCGUCUGGAUAAGCUGGGUCUAGGCUCAGGGGUAACCCAGGUCACCGGACUCCUCCCGCGUCGCGGCGGGAAGGCUCUGCUGUUCAGCAGGGAGCGUGUGUGGAGGUUCGACUUGAAGACGCAGAGGGUGGAUCCCCAGAGUGUCACUCGCCUGGAUAAGAUGUUCCCUGGGGUGCCCUGGAACUCACACGACAUCUUCCAGUACCAAGACAAAGCCUACUUCUGCCACGACCAGUUCUUCUGGCGCGUGAGUUUCCGAGAGGAGGUGAACCAAGUGGACCAGGUGGGCUAUGUGACCUACGACCUCCUGCAUUGCCCCGAGAACUAGGGCUCCUCCUCCUCCUCCUCCUCGGCAGUGCAGUGCGCGAGAGACCACCCAGAGGGAAAGCAGCCAGUUUGCGGGAUACAGACUGGUGAUCUCCUCUAGAGAAUGGGAAGGAGUGGAGGGGGGCUGGGCCCUCUCUUCACACCUUCCUUACGUGUUGGACUGUUUCUAAUAAACAUUGAUUUCCUACCCUUGA
This is a messenger RNA of Peromyscus californicus insignis, 6909 nucleotides long. RefSeq names its product matrix metallopeptidase 9 (gene Mmp9). The transcript has 11 exons. Gene Ontology annotation, molecular function: zinc ion binding; metalloendopeptidase activity. The record is from RefSeq and is a predicted model, not a curated record. Gene Ontology annotation, cellular component: extracellular matrix. Lineage: Eukaryota; Metazoa; Chordata; Mammalia; Rodentia; Cricetidae. The coding region runs from base 4545 to 6716 and encodes 723 amino acids. Gene Ontology annotation, biological process: collagen catabolic process; extracellular matrix organization; proteolysis.